CAUUUCACAGAUGUUCGGAGCGUUGACUGUUGAUGUUGUCUUAACUGUAGUGGGGCGUUGAGCUUCACGCUAACGCUUUGUUUUGUUAUGACUCCUGUCUGUUCUUUGUGUUCAGUUUUGUGCGCGGUGUAUCUUGUUUAACGCGAAGUCUUAUAAAAUGUGUGCCAUGUUAAAAAUUUUGUGAAUUGUAUUAUGAUCAGUCGGAAAAUAUUUUCGACUGAAGGAAAUCCAAAUUUCGUUGGAAUUCGGCCUAGGAAUGUUAAAAGCACUUGUGGGUACACGAAGCUCUCAACAAAUGAGAGCUUUUCCGACAGUAAGUUCUUCACCCCAACAUGCUGUCAUUCCUGCUCAAUCUUUUUUUCAUCCUACCGUAAAUCCACAAGAUACAAAACCCGACAGACCGAUCGGCUACGGCACUUUCGGAGUCGUUUGGUCUGUCACAGAUCCUCGUGAUGGAAAGCUGGUGGCGCUCAAGAAAAUGCCAAACGUCUUCCAAAACUUGGUGUCUAGUAAACGAGUCUACAGGGAAAUAAAGAUGCUUUGCUUCUUCAAACAUGAAAAUGUUCUGUCUGCUCUCGAUUUGCUGCAACCUCAGAAUUUGGAAACUUUUCAAGAAAUUUAUGUGAUUACAGAACUUAUGCAAAGUGAUUUGCAUAAAAUUAUUGUGUCGCCUCAACCUCUUAGUACAGACCAUAUCAAAGUUUUUUUGUACCAGAUUCUGAGAGGCCUCAAGUAUCUUCAUUCUUCUAAUAUUUUGCAUCGAGAUAUUAAACCUGGAAAUUUAUUAGUUAACAGCAAUUGUGUCUUAAAGAUAUGUGAUUUUGGCCUUGCAAGAGUUGCAGAAACGAACAGCAAAAAGCACAUGACCCUAGAAGUUGUUACGCAGUAUUAUCGAGCUCCAGAACUUUUGAUGGGAGCUAAGCAUUAUUCUUAUGCUGUUGACAUCUGGUCUGUAGGUUGUAUCUUUGCUGAACUCUUAAGCCGACGAAUCUUAUUUCAGGCACAGUCUCCUAUUCAACAGCUUGAACUUAUUACUGAUCUCCUUGGUACACCAACUAGAGCAGAUAUGAAAUAUGCAUGUGAAGGUGCUAUUAAACAUAUCAAUAGUAGACCUCACAAAAUGGCUUCACUGUGUAAAUUAUAUUUAUUAUCAUCUCAUGCUUCACCUGAAGCUGUGCAUCUUCUAACUAGAAUGCUUCAGUUUAAUCCAGACAACAGAACAACGGCUCAAGAGGCUCUGAGUCAUGCUUAUCUUGAUGAAGGAAGACUUAGAUACCAUUCUUGUAUGUGCAGUUGUUGUCUAACCACCGCUGCCGGCCGUCUCUACACUGAUGAUUUUGAACCUGUGGCUCAUCAGCGGUUUGAUGACUCAUUCGAAAGAAAUCUUGUAUCUGUUAAUCAAGUCAAAGCGGAGUUGCACACUUUUAUACAUGAACAUUGUCGAAGAUCUCGACGAGUUCCAUUAUGCAUCAAUCCACAAUCAGCAGCCUUUACCAGCUUUACUAGCUCAACUGUUGCUCAUCCAUCUGAAUUACCACCUUCUCCUCAUCAGUGGGAAUAAUUGUUUUUAACUAAAGAAUAAGCCAAAUGAAAAUUUUCAUUCAAUACUACUGUGAUGCAAUGUUCUAGGAUGAAUGAAUUCUAGGUGGUAAUGCAAGAUAUUGUGUUCACUUAUGUUUACUUCCACAUUAAAUCUGUUUUAAUUUAUAUUUUGUGGCUAGAGGCAGGAAAUAUGAUGCACCCUGGUAAUUCUUAGAAUAAGUAUAAUUGCUUAUUUGUGUAUGAUCUGGUAUUGUGUGUUGAAACCAAAACUCUUGUUUAGUAACGUCUUUCCUUAAAUGGUUCCAUUUGAGCACCUAUAUGAACAAUUUCCAACUGCCACAUGACAUUUUUUUAAACAAAAAUGUAUCUCUUGCAAUGUUAUGAUUGCUCUAUGGCCUUGUAUAGCCUUAUAAGGGUGUGUUUGUAGAUAUGUUCACCUAGACUUAUCUUUAUUCAUUAAUCACCUGUGUUUGACUGUGGAAUUUUAACUAUAUGACAGUUCAGAAUUUAAGGAGAUAAGAAUUAUUUUUAUAAAUAGACUGUAAUAUUCAUUUUACAUGCCUUCAAAUGCAAAACAAUUGUGGCUUACAUCAAUUGAUUUGUUGUUAAAUAAGUACAUUAAUGGUAUAAAGAUAUAUUUAUGCAAUAUAAAUUACUAGGUAAUUAUGAAUUCUGUUUCUCUUCUGAAAGCACCAUUGGCCUAUAAGGUUCUCUUCUGAAAGCACCAUUGGCCUAUAAGGGUGCAGUAUUGAUAUUUAAUGCUAUGUGAUAAGACACUGAACUUGUGAAAGUGUGACAUUUAAUUUUAUUUGCUUUAAAUGUUUUUAUUUUUGAAAUGUGGUACAUUUUCUUUGUUGCUACAGCAUGAUUUUGUUAAUGUUUUUGCAUUGUUGAUGAUCAAUAAUUAUAUCAAGCACAAAAAAAGCAAUGUUUUUAUUGUUUGUUUGCUUUAAAAUUAGCUUGUUGAAUUUGCAUAAACGGAAUUAGUGAUAGAAGAGUAUGCAAUCAAAGUUGUUGCUGUAGUGUAUUUCAAUAAUUAUUUCCCAGUUAUUUCUUGCUACUGAAUUUUAAAAAAUUGCAUUUUGAGCUUUUUUAAUCUCAACAAAACCUGAAAAAAUUGUUUAAAUUAAAAUCAUUUUAUUAUUUAUGUAAUUAAAAAGAAUCCCAUAAAGUGUGCUUUUGUAUAGAAUAUUGAGUUUACAAUUUUCUUGUGUGAAACUGCUAAAUGUUUAUAAAAUAUUAUCUUGUUACAACAUAAUAGCUCUUAACAAUCUCCAUUAUAACCUCAAACAUACAUGCGCACAUUGUGUCAGAUGGCCUUUGAAAUAUAAAAGUACUUUUAAUAUUUAUUUUUAGGUAUAUGAAUCCUGGAAAAUGUAUAAUCAUUAUUAUAAGACUUUGGUUGGUUGAUUAGUUAAUUAUGCUUUAAUAAUUUAAAGAAAGCAGCUGAUAUAUUUUUCAAAAUUCAGAAAAUGUUAUAGUAAAUUGACUGUCCUACUAAUAUCUUAUUUUAAGCUGCAGUGAUAACUUCAUUGACAACUACUUAUUCUUUUAAUCUGUUAAUGAAUAGUAAGUAGAGCAUUAAAAAUCUAAAAUAAAAUUUCAAUGUAUCCAAAAUUUAAAAUAUUUCUGGUGCAGAAUUCAGUUUAACAAUAGUAUAUUUAGUUAAAUUUAUUUUGAAGAGUGUCUGUAUUGUUCUAAUUCAUGUGAAAGAAACCAUCAACAAAAAUGCAUAAUGUUUAGAUAAUUUGUACUGAACAUAGUUGUAAAUUUUCUGGGUUUUUGAUGCUCUGCUGAUUAUUUUUUAUAUAUAUGCAAACCCACAAGGUUUUUGCAUAGUAAAACAUAAUCAGUUUUAAUAUGUUGUAUUUCAUUUUAUAUUUUUUACAAAAUAUCCUUCGAAUUCUAAUCAGAAAAAAAUAAUUUGCAUUAAUAUCUCUUCAUGCUUUUUGCCAUUCAGUCAUGUACUGCACUAUUAAGCUUAGCAUAAAACUAUUACCCAUAAUUCAUGUGUAAAAACAUCACUGCCACCAAGCCAAGAAACUUUUGUAAAUAAUUUGUUAAGAAGUGUUUCUGUAAAUAUGUUAAUACCUCAAUAUACUGGAAUACAAGUACUGCUAUGAACUUUUAUAUUUUAUUUAUAACUGGACCUUUUGUGAUAAUAGUAUUCAUGUAAUUUAACUGAAUUUAAACUAUCCAUAAGAAGUCAUUCUGCUCAGUCUUUAAUUGAAUCUGUGGUAUUUUUUAAUGUAUAGCUAAGGAAAGCCGUUUUCCUUUUAUGUAUGGUUUCAAAUCCUUUGCCAAUUUUAGGAAUAAUUUUUAUUCCUUUCACAUAUUCCAAACUAUUUUGUGUUAUACGUAAUCCAUAUAUGUUUCAGUGCUGUCCCAUGAUGUAUUAGUUUUCUUGUGGUUUUCCUUAGUGUUACUGUGUGCCACUUAUUUAUUUAAACUGUAGUGGCAUUACUUCAAAAACUGAAUAUGUAUCUUUUUAUAUUAAAGUAGAUUAGCUCAAACUUCUUCAGGGAAUUAGUGUCAUGUGAAUCUGACAUUCUAGCUUUUGUCUCAAAUUUUUAGUUAUGUACUUGUGGUGUAAACAUUUUAAUAAAGCUAAAUUUGAAA
Messenger RNA from Argiope bruennichi, 4161 nucleotides. RefSeq names its product serine/threonine-protein kinase NLK-like. The transcript has 10 exons. Gene Ontology annotation, cellular component: cytoplasm; nucleus. Gene Ontology annotation, biological process: intracellular signal transduction; protein phosphorylation. Gene Ontology annotation, molecular function: MAP kinase activity; ATP binding. Lineage: Eukaryota; Metazoa; Arthropoda; Arachnida; Araneae; Araneidae. The record is from RefSeq and is a predicted model, not a curated record. The coding region runs from base 257 to 1561 and encodes 434 amino acids.